GAUAUAAAUGCAAAGUUGGCAGUGCAGGAGUACUUCAACAAGGAACAUUUUAUCAACAUUGACACGCCAAUUUUAACAGCUAAUGACUGUGAAGGUGGUGGAGAAGUAUUUCUGGUUCAGGUAAGAUUUAACCAAUUAAUUUGGAUUUUCUCUUCUACUACUUUGAAAAAAGUGAAAAAGUUGUUCACAGGCUUCACUCUCACAAAGUAUUUUGGUCAUCCAGCAUAUUUAACAGUAUCAGGCCAGCUGCAUCUAGAGGCCAUGGCAAGUGGUUUAUCGAAAGUGUACAUUUCAAUCCAGCCUUUCCGAGCUGAGAAUUCCCAAACACGGCGACAUUUGGCCGAAUUCUGGAUGGUUGAAGCAGUAGGAAGCCUUUCUCACUCUAUUCUAGUUCUCUGGAUGGUACCUAUAGUAGAAAUACUGAAUAAAAAGUCCUUGUUGGAGAUAUACUCUCACUGUAGUUUGAUCCAGUGGACAAGUGUUACACAUGACUUCAGUGAACCUAACAUGCAGCAACAGACUGUGUUUGUGACUGACUGGCCCAAGAAAACAAAGGCUUUCUACAUGCGACAAAGAGAUGAUAAUUCUGAUGUGGUUCUAGGAGUGGACUUGCUCUUGCCAGGCAUAGGUGAGGUGGCAGGAGGUGGCCUAAGAGAGGACCGACCUCAGAUUCUUCGCAAAGAGCUUGAUUCACGUGGGCUCAUAGACAACCUUCAGUGGUAUCUUGAUCUGCGCACUUUUGGGGGUGGAGCUCCCUCAGGUGGAUUUGGCAUUGGAUUUGAAAGACUCCUGCUGUUCGUACUUGGUGUAGAUAAUAUCAAAGAUGUCAUUCCGUUUCCUAGAUGGGGAAAACACUGUUCUUGCUAAGUUCAGAUAUUUUAGCC
Molecule: messenger RNA, 884 nt
Organism: Penaeus monodon (black tiger shrimp)
Lineage: Eukaryota; Metazoa; Arthropoda; Malacostraca; Decapoda; Penaeidae
Product: asparagine--tRNA ligase-like
Exons: 8
Biological process (GO): asparaginyl-tRNA aminoacylation
Cellular component (GO): mitochondrion
Molecular function (GO): ATP binding; asparagine-tRNA ligase activity
Source: RefSeq, a predicted model, not a curated record